AGCAGCAGUCGGGCUGCAGCGGGAGUGGGGGCCGGGUGGCGGCCGGAGCUCGACAGCAUGGAAAAUCAAGUGCUUGAGUCCUCUGAAGAGCGAACAUUUCAGUACCAGAGUUCUCUUCCUUCACUGCCAGUUCCUGCUCUUGAUGAAUCUUUAAAGAAAUAUCUUGAUGCAGUAAAGCCAUUUCUUAAUCAAGAAGAAUAUGAAAGAACAAAGGACAUUGUUAAAAAGUUUGAACAUGGAAUUGGAAAAGACUUGCAGCAAAAAUUACUGGAAAGGGCUAAACUAAGGAGGAACUGGCUGGAGGACUGGUGGCUGAAUGUGGCUUAUCUUGAGCCUCGCCUACCAACACAACUAUAUUAUAAUUUUGGAGGGCCAGGCCCUUACCUUGAACACUACUGGACACCCAAAGAAGGGACGCAAAUUGAAAGAGCAUCCAUGAAUUUAUGGUAUACUUUGCAGUUCUGGGACCUAUUAAGAACGGAAAAAUUGGCUGCACAUAAAUCUAGAAAUUCACCUCUAGAUAUGAAUCAAUUCCGAAUGCUGUUCUGUUCUUGCAAGAUUCCAGGAAUUACUAGAGAUUCAUUUUGCAAUUAUUUCAAGACUGAGAGUGAAGGUGAAUGUCCGUCUCACAUAAUAGUCAUGUGUCGAGGUCGAAUAUUUGCCUUUGAUGCUGUGUAUGAAGGUCGCAUGCUGAACCCUUCAGAAAUUUUCAGGCAAUUUGCAUAUAUCCAAAAAAGGUGCCAUAAUGAACCCAAUGGACCAGGGCUGGGAGCCUUAACAAGCAAUGAGAGAACCAAAUGGGCAGAGGCACGUGAAUAUCUAAUCAAUCUUGAUCCAAAGAAUUUAACUCUACUAGAGAAGAUUCAGAGAAGUUUGUUUGUGUUAUCCUUUGAUGAUUCCAGUCCCCAUGCAACCUCCAAGGAUUACAGCCAGAUUACCAGGUUGGCAUUAGCAGGAGAUCCAACCAUACGCUGGGGAGAUAAAUCCUACAACAGUAUCAUCUUUUCCAAUGGGACAGUUUGUUCAAACUCUGAUCAUACUCCCAUGGAUGGCAUGGUUUUAGUAGCUCUGGGCUCUUAUGUAGACAAGAAGAUUAUUGAAAGUAAAGGAAAAUGGGAGGGAUCAGAUAAGAUUCGGGAUAUCCCAUGGCCAGAAGAACUUGUUUUCACACUGAACCAAAAAAUGCUAAAUGAAAUUGAACAUGCUAAGAAACAGUAUUACCAGCAGGCAAGUGACUUACAAUUAGUGAAUUAUGCCUUUACAUCAUUUGGCAAAACACUGACCAAGAAGAAGAGACUUCAUCCUGAUACAUUUGUUCAGCUUGCCUUGCAGUUGGCCUAUUAUAAACUUCAUGGACGCCCAGGCUGCUGUUAUCAAACUGCCAUGACCAGGCAUUUCUAUCAUGGACGCACAGAGACCAUGAGACCAUGUACUGUGGAAGCAGUGGAGUGGUGCCAAUCCAUGCUGAAUCCAAACUCCAGUCCUCAUGAACGGCUCCAACUGAUGCUAAAGGCAUUUGCAAAGCACAACAAGCUGAUGAAAGAAUGUGAAACUGGAAAAGGAUUUGACCGUCAUCUUCUGGGUCUCCUACUCAUAGCGAAAGAACAAGGUCUCCCCGUGCCAGAACUCUUCAUGGACCCUGCUUUCACUAAAAGUGGAGGAGGUGGAAAUUUUUUGCUUUCAACCAGCAUGGUUGGCUACACUAGAAUUGGUGGUUCUGCAGUCCCCAUGGUACAUCAUGGCUAUGGUGUUUUCUAUAGAAUCAGAGAUGACAGGUUUGUUGUGGCUUGCUCUGCUUGGAAGUCAUGCCCAGAGACUGAUGCAGAAAUGCUGUGUAAGAACAUGUUCCAGUGUUUCCAGGACAUGAUACAGUUAACAGCCACUGCCCAGCUUUAGAGUUGAUGGGAAUGUAAAUGUGCCUUGUUGUGUCUUUCAUUAUUAUUACGUAACAGUGCUGAAUGAAAUGCUAUUCUUAAAGGUUAUAACAGUCUAUGCAAGACAUUAAGUGAUAGGUCAGCAUAGAUGUUAAACAGAAAUAAUGCAAAACUUACUGAUUUUAUGGAAUUUACCGCAGCAACAAUGCAAGCUUCCUUAAAGAGUAAUAAAACUAUUUGCACCCAGAAUGCAAACUAUUGCAAGUUAUCGAAGUAGAACUAUGCAAUAUAAAACAAUGCCUCAGCAAUGCAAAUGUAUCAGAAAUGUCUGCCUUUGGAAAUGGAGAAUUUAUGAAUGUUUAGUUCUUACAAUUUUUCUAAUGGUAGCUUGUGGAAUACUUUAUAAACCACUGAAGUUUAUUUCAGUGGAGCACUUAGAAGUGUAUUUCAGAAUAUCUUUUCCACCACUAAUAGGUGAUGGUGCUUUCUAAAUGGGAAAUUGUUAAUGGAGUUCAUAAAUUGUCAUUUCUGGGGAAAAAUGAAAAUUAAGGAGAAGUAUUAGCUUAUCUGUCUGUCUCCUUCAAGCUGUACAUGAAUAUAACAAUUCCUAGUUCCUAUUUUUGCCAUUGGGAUUCUGUCAAAUGAAGAAUUGUUCUGAAUAAGAAAUUUCUCAGGUGGAGGAGGAAGGCACUAUAAUCAGAGAUUUAAGCUGACUGUGACUUUUUCUAAAUGUGAGAGUGAAAAGGAGGAUACUACUUGGAAGUUUCAAAAGAUGACAUUCUUGGGAUGAACUAACUACAAAUGUCACUGCUGCUCUACAGAAGAGUACACAUUAAAGCAAUGUAGGAAGUACAGUUUGGUAAGAUUCUCAGGACUUUAAGAUUUCUUUAUAAUUUAAAGAUUACUUUUUAUGUUUGAUAAACUUUGUAAUUUCCUUUCUCUCAAAUAAAACAGUCCAGAAAGCCUA
Gavialis gangeticus (Gharial) is the source of this 2841-nucleotide messenger RNA. It is a transcript of the gene CROT, whose product is annotated as carnitine O-octanoyltransferase. The transcript has 17 exons. The coding region runs from base 58 to 1896 and encodes 612 amino acids. Lineage: Eukaryota; Metazoa; Chordata; Crocodylia; Gavialidae. The record is from RefSeq and is a predicted model, not a curated record. Gene Ontology annotation, molecular function: carnitine O-octanoyltransferase activity. Gene Ontology annotation, cellular component: peroxisome.